AAAUCCGGGAUAUGUUCUGGCCGAAAGCAAAGAUUGUGUACAAGGUCGAGCUCAACAACAAGGAGAACUUGGAUUAUUUCAUAGACAUGUGCAGGAAUACGCAGGUACCCGACUUAAUCGUUGUGACGGCGCACGACUACUUGCCGGGGCCUGACGUGGAAAAGCAAGUGCUGCUACCCCCGAACAUCUACAACCGGCCGGUCGAUUACUGGUACCAGGCGAACUACGGACACACUAUGGCUGAAGCCAUGGCGGAAGCCCUAAUUGUGAUCAACUCCGGCGUGGGUAGACCGAUUACCUUGGUGCUCUCGAUGGCGGGGACAAAGGCAAAGAUGCAAUAUCCGGACAUCCGAAACCCAAAAGCCGGCCGCUACGCCAUCUACCAACCGGCCGUUAACGUGCCCGGCUCUUGGUUUGAUCACUUCACGAACCCAAAAGCGAUGUGCUCUGCAGAAGGAUACGAGGCAUACAGAGCAAACUUGCAGUACCAAGAGAAUGCCCUGACGUGGCUGACGUUCAACAAGUCUCAAAACGUGGAGAUGUCGAUGGCCUUUGACACAUCCGAGACGUUGCGCUACAAGAUUUGCAACGUUUUCGUGAAUCACACCUACGAUGUCCUAACCCAGUUGAUCGAUUUCGGCGUCAGCGAGUUGGCAUGGGACAGGGAGUCGUGUGACUUGCCCAACUGGAAGAGCCCGCCGUACGAGCGGGUCAGAAUGGUGCGCGCCGUUUCCAAGUUUCUGACCGAUGAAUACUGGGACCCGACAGACCUCUAUUUCUGCAUGAAGGUGAAGCUGUAGACUUGGGGCCUCUGGUGCAACGACGAUGCCGCCCUUGCAGGAGUGGUUGCAUUGGCUUUACACAGGCGGAACUUGAAUUUCGAAUUGAAAAAAAAAAGUGCACGAAAAUGGUUUGUAAAUGUACUGUCUCAGCAUUUGAAAAAAAAAGAGAACUUGCCUGGCAUGGUUCGUUGAAUUCCUGACAAAUAUAUAUACGAUAGAUAUGCGCGUCUUCCGUCGACAAAAAAAAAAAUAGUAAUAGUACAGAGGGAGUGUCUAGGUGAUGUACCGUAAAGUCAGCCAAAUUUUAGUAGGCACUAUGCGGCUUUUUGUUCAGUGUUUUUGACCAUUGUAUAAGUUGUUGCAAUUGAAACAACUCGCUCGAUAGCCGAAUAAACAACACAACAACAAUAAUAACAAAAACUUCGAAUAGCGUUUCACUUUGUCAACGUGGGUGACGCGCAAGCGCAUGGUUGCUAUAGCGCGCACGACGCUAUCGGCCCUCGGCGCGCCUAGACGCAUACACUGUCCGCAUCACAGAUCGUAUUCAAUAAAGCGCUCGCGCGUC
Messenger RNA from Dermacentor andersoni, 1347 nucleotides. RefSeq lists its product as uncharacterized. NCBI's taxonomy places the organism in Eukaryota, Metazoa, Arthropoda, Arachnida, Ixodida, Ixodidae. The record is from RefSeq and is a predicted model, not a curated record.